Emericellopsis cladophorae is the source of this 1212-nucleotide messenger RNA. RefSeq lists its product as uncharacterized. The record is from RefSeq and is a predicted model, not a curated record. Lineage: Eukaryota; Fungi; Ascomycota; Sordariomycetes; Hypocreales; Bionectriaceae. The transcript is spliced from 2 exons. Bases 1 to 1212 code for a protein of 403 amino acids.
AUGCGCGGCUCCUCGCUCUUCGCCAGCGCCUUGCUGCUCCUCCAGGCCAAUGCCCAUCCAGCGGCGCCUGUAGAGCCAGACGAUGACCCCGUCGCCAUCAUUACCGCAGCACCCAUUCUCGCGAAGCGUGCCUCGCCCACGGCGCCCUGGGUUCGCGUGGACGACGAGGGCCGGCCUGCCGAAACCUUGACCCCCAAGCUCAAGGAUGGCUCGGAUGACGAGUACGACAAUGCGGCGCCCCACGACCUGACCGCGUCUGAGUUCACCAGCACGGCUUGGGGACGCGUGACCACCUCGACCGGCGAGCCGCCAAAUCCUUCGGCCACGAACAAGCACGGCGAGGGUGCCUUCUCACGCUGCUACAAUGAGGAUGGCGACAACGCGCCCCUGUGUGCUCCUGCGGAGGACAGCACACUGUUUCAAGGCACCACGUACUACAUCACCUGGGACCCCGACUUCUUUAACAAGACCGACAAGCCGGGCAACGUCACCUACGAAAUCGCCGUUCGUCUCGACUACCUCAACCGCACCACCGACAAGGAGGCCCCCGACCACAACAAUCUCGAGGAGUGGCGCGACGAGGAGUACGAGAAGCUCGACGAGACGGACCGCGUGCCCGCCGACUGGGGCUUCCUCCCCCUCAAGAUUGAGAAGAAGUACCUAAAGGGUCCGCGCCCCCACAACAUCACCCUCCAGCUCAUGCUCGGCACCCAGGGCAACAAGGGCCUCAACGAGACGGGCCCCGCGCUGCCGCUCGUCUUUGACUACCACCAGCGCCCUGACCAGGACCCCGAGACGUACGAGCACCGGGACAUUGUGAUUGCCCUGCCCAUCACCUUUGGCCUGCUCAUUUUCAUUGCCGUCGGUCUCUUCCUCUGGAACCGCAAGACCAGGCGGGUCGAAAUUGGCAACAUUAUGUCCCGCUCUAGGGGCUACACGGGUCGCAAGGUCCGCGGCGUGUUUGGCAAGAACAUUGGCCGGGACGGGGCCGCCGGUGCCAUCCGUCUCGAGGAGCGCGAAACGCAGGGCGAGCCCCUGUAUGUCUACUCGGACGCCGUGCCCGAGGCGCCCCGUCGCCACAUCAGGCGGGACAGCGACCUGGGCAGUCUCGCUGGCAGCCCUGUGACGCCUGAUUUCAGGGACAACACCGAGGGCGGGAACGCCUUCCGGGACGAGAUGAGGAGGCAGGACGAGGAGAGGAGGGCGAGGUAG